CUGACGUGUACGGCUGAGAUUCAAAAUCACCGAUCUCUACUCUCCUUCUCAGAUAUAAAUUUGACUAUCCCUUCCUUCCUCGUCUGUCUCUUUGUUUUUCUUCCGGUGUUAUCAUCCUCCUUUCGAGCUCGAUCGGCUGCCAUUCCUAGCUACGCUUUCAUCUAACGAAACGGGAUUCCACGUCUUGAAACACCUAUUAUCCGAUCCUCGACAUCAAAUCCUCCAGAACGAUCCCGAUCUUGUUUAAAUCCGCGAUCUCUUACCACCAGAUCGCCUCUAAGAUCUCUCAGAUCGACUAAGAAAACCCUACUUUAACAGCGUUCAUCAGAUCUUGCUGAAGCCAGCUUUUUUUAACUGUCAGAUCCCCUAUACAAUUGCUCAGAUCUGAGAGGAAAACCACUUUAACGGCUGAGAUCUGAUAUUCUGAAGAUCCCUGCCAUAGAUCGCUUGAUUCUGUAGCAUUUCUACCCAUAAAUCGCGGCCGUCGAACUUAUGCGCAUCGCUGGAUCGAAUCGCUGCUUCUUGAACCCUACUGAGGAGAAAACCCUAGCUCGAAUGGCAAAAGACGGACCUGCCCCCCUCGACAUUGAAGAGGGAGAGAUCUCCGAAGGCUCGGUCGAGGAGAUCUCCGCUGAGGAUUUUAAGCAGGAAUCUACGAUUGUCCAAGAAAUCUCCGAAGAGGAUUUUAAACAGGAAUCUAGGGUUUCGAAACCGAGGGCAGAUUCUAGGGCUUGGUAUAAUUAUCCAAGUAAUUAUCCUCAAUCAGGCCUUUACAAUCUUGCCUGGAUGAGCGCUGUGCAGAACAAGCCUUUGAAUGAGAUCCUGACGAGGGGCUUUGGACCCGGUGAGGUGAGAUCGAUGAGAUCGGCACCGUCAAAUCUGGUACCAAAUUCAGAGAAGGAGCCCCUUAGCGUGGUGAUUGAUGUCACUGGCGAUGAUGAGGACAUGGGAGAGAAGGAGGAAGGGGAAUUGGAGGAGGGAGAGAUUGAUUUGGAAUCGGAUGUUGAGGUUAAGAAAUUGGAAGAAGGAAAUCCACCUCAUAAUUCUAAUAUAAGUAAUAAUUCUGAGAAGGAAUUGAUAGAGAUGGAAUUCUUGAAGCGUAUUAACUCAAUUUCGGAAGAUUUAAAGACUGUAACUACGAAAGAAGCAGAGAACUCUUUUCAUGGUGCAUGUUCCCAAAUUCGGACCAUCUUGGAAAGCUUGCAGUUAAUCAUUUCCGAGAACCAUAUUCCAGCGUUAGAUGCUGUUGUUGGACAGACAUUUACUAGAAUUCAAGCUGUUCAUUCAGUGUUUCACUCAGCAAGCUUGAAGCAACAGGAACAGUAUAAGGAAGAUUUAUCAAGGUUGUUUGUGCUGAUAAAGAAACAAGAUCCUGCUCUUUUUCUGCCUGAGCAGAUAAGAGAGAUAGAGUCCAUGAUGCAGUCCCUGGUUUUGGAUUCUGGGCCUUCGGGUACUGUUGAUAAAGAGAAAGAGAUUCAUACCUUGAAUGAUGGUAAUUUGAAUGGUCCAGGUAUUUUAUCAGAAAAUUCUGGUGAUGAUGGUUUGACUUCAUCAAAAAAACUUCCUUUGGAGCCGAUAUCAGUUAUUUCAAUCAGUGGCAGUAAUGCAAAAAAUGGUCCAGAUGCUAUGAAACCUGAACUGCCCUUCAGCUCUAGAGGUAGAGUAGAUUUUGGUCUCUUGAUCAAUCCUCAUGUAGACUAUGAUGAAGGUAGCCUUCCUUCACCCACCCGUGAAAACCCACCGCCAUUGCCUAAACAGAAACCGCAAGGUGUUGUAGAUGUAAUGACCCGUUCAACAACUGCCAGGCAAGAGGAAACUGAAGAUGGUGCAUUGCAUCCCUAUGUGACAGAUGCCCUGAAAGCUGUUUCCAGCUAUCAACAGAAAUUUGGCCGGACAUCUUUUCUGAGUAACCGGCUCCCUAGCCCAACUCCUUCAGAAGAAUGUGACAAUGAUGAUGGUGAUUCUCAUGGCGAAGUCUCUAGUUCAUCUGCUGUUGGUAAUUCUAGAACUGCAAGUUCAUCCAUACCAUUUCAGGUCCCGGUAUCUACUAGUGCCCUUAUGAGUGGCUUGAGUGGACAAGGACUGGUUCCUGUCAAAACAGUUACUCAGCUGGGUAGUUCUUCUGCAGCUGGAAAUGCUAGAACUGUCAAUCCAUCUAUUCCAGUCCAACCCCUUGUAUCUACUGGUGCCCAUAUCAAUGGCUCGAGUGGACAAGGACCAGUUCCUGGUAGAACAGUUGCUCAGUUGGGUCCUGUAUCGGAACCCAUUUUAAAAGCUCCAAUAAAGAGUCGAGAUCCUAGGCUUAGGUAUGCGAACUCAGAUGCGAGUGCUUUUGAUCUUAACAGACGGCCACUCUUUAUUGAGAAUAAUGCACCUAGAAAUGAACUUCUUGGAGGGGUGAUAAGUUCAAGGAAGCAUAAGGUUGUUGAAGAGUCUGCGCCUGAUGGUCAAACCUUAAAAAGGCAAAGAAAUGGUUUAACAGAAUCUGGAGUUCCUAGAGAUGUGGGGAUGGCAUCUGGAAGGGGAGGCAGGUUGGAGGAGAGCAGUAUCCUUGGUACUCAGCCUAGCAAUAAGGAACGAUUGACAGACAAUAUGGAACUUGAUGUAAGAAAAUCAGAAAAUGGAGAAGUUUCUAACAAACAACAACAUACUAAUGCUAAUUUCAAUGGAACAAAUGUUGGAAGCCAGCAGCUGUCAGUGACAAGUACUGGUCCUGCUGUUUCUUUGCCUCCUUUGUUGAAGGACAUUAAUGUGAACCCUGCGAUGCUUAUGCAUCUGAUUAAGAUGGAAAAAGAGAGAUUAGCAGCGGAGGCUCGGCAAAAGUCCACUGAUUUGGGUCAGCCUGCCAUGCAAACUUCAAGCUCAAACCUAUUACCUGGGUCGGUUUCAUCAGGAAAUGCUACUUGUUUGAAGCCCUCAGAAGCUGAUCAAAGACAUGCAGGGAAACCUCACAAUCCGUCCCAAACAGCUUCAAUGAGUGAAGGGGGAAAAGUCCGCAUGAAACCUCGUGAUCCUCGCCGUAUUCUCCACAACAACAUGGUUCAUAAGAAUGAGAGCUUGGGAUCUGAUCAGUCCAAAACAAAUGGACCUCUUCCAUCAAACAUUCAGGGUAGAGAGGACAAUUUAACAGUACGGGAGCAAGGCGAGCAUGCAGUCAUGAGCUCACUUUCAUCUGCUUCCCUGCCUGACAUUGCGCCGCAGUUCACCAAUAAGCUCAAGAAUAUUGCUGCUAUUUUGUCUAACUCCCAAAUGACGAAUAGUAGUCCAUCCCCAAUAGUUUCUCGGGUCGAUGCCCAACCAAUGCCGAGCAAGAUAGACAAGGUGGAUGUCAGGGUUCCCAUGGAUCCGAAUCAUCAGCAAAGUGCCACUGGUUUGAUCGAAGAGAGCUCGAUGGCCUCGUCCCAACCAUCGAACCCAUGGGGUGAUGUUGAACAUCUAUUCGAAGGGUAUGACGACCAUCAGAGAGCUGCUCUCCAAAAAGAGAGGGCGAGAAGGAUAGCCGAACAGAACACAAUGUUUGCUGCGGGGAAGCUCUGCCUUGUCUUGGAUCUGGACCACACACUCCUUAAUUCCGCCAAGUUUGUUGAAGUUGAUGCGGUGCAUGAAGAGAUACUGAGAAAGAAGGAAGAGCAAGAUCGUGAAAAGCAACAGAGGCAUCUGUUCCGAUUUCCCCAUAUGGGAAUGUGGACCAAAUUGAGGCCAGGAAUUUGGAACUUUCUUGAGAAGGCUAGUAAGCUUUAUGAGCUGCAUCUUUACACAAUGGGGAACAAGUUCUAUGCCACGGAGAUGGCGAAGGUGCUGGACCCCACAGGGGCUCUGUUUGCAGGACGGGUUCUCUCAAGGGGAGAUGAUGGUGAUCCAUUUGAUGGGGAUGAGAGGGUGCCCAAGAGCAAGGAUUUAGAUGGGGUUUUGGGUAUGGAAUCAGCUGUGGUGAUCAUAGAUGAUUCUGUAAGAGUCUGGCCGCAUAACAAACUAAACUUGAUCGUCGUGGAGAGAUAUACUUACUUUCCCUGUAGUAGACGCCAAUUCGGACUUCUGGGCCCUUCGCUGCUCGAAAUUGAUCACGAUGAGAGGCCGGAAGAUGGGACACUUGCGUCCUCCUUGGCGGUCAUUGAGAGAAUCCACUCAAACUUCUUCUCCCACCGGUCCUUAAAUGAGGUGGAUGUCAGAAAUAUCCUUGCUUCCGAACAGCGGAAGAUUCUAGCCGGUUGCAGAAUAGUCUUCAGUCGGGUUUUCCCAGUGGGAGAAGCUAACCCUCAUCUACACCCACUGUGGCAGACGGCCGAGCAAUUCGGUGCUGUCUGCACUACCCAGAUCGACGAUCAGGUCACUCAUGUAGUUGCUAAUUCUCUCGGAACCGAUAAGGUGAAUUGGGCUUUGUCCACAGGAAGAUUCGUUGUUCAUCCUGGCUGGGUGGAAGCAUCGGCUCUUUUGUAUCGGCGGGCCAACGAGCGGGACUUUGCUGUUAAAAUAUAAAUCCGAACCUCAGGGGCCACCAGGAAACCACUUGGUCCCACGGUAACUAGCCCCAAUCAUCCAAAACAGCCUGGGUGGGUGUCGGGUCAGAAGAGUGAGCAACCGUGUCUGCCCGAUGUAGUUUUGAUCAUACCCUGCUCCAUUGGUUUGACUGCUGUUUUUCCAUUGCCAGUCAUUCCCAACCUAUCCCAGCAAUUUUCUGAAUUUCGACGAGUUGAAAUCCUGCCUCGGUUUGACACUUACCCCCAAAACUACUCGGAGUGAAUCUAAAACGAAAUUGAGAAAUGCUGAAGGGUGAUUUUGGAGGAAGAGGGAUUUAAGAGGUGGUUAUCAAGCUUGUGACAAUCUGUCCCAUGUGUGUGAGAUUUGGGGCCAGUCGCACCAUGUCCCCGCCUUGGACCAGGGAACGUGCAGGUAUAUGUGAGGCAUGGACUCUCGCCCUCCGCUGCUUUGUUGGGUUUUCUUCUACAGGUGUGGCCUACGGCCGAAGUUUUCCCAGCAGGCGUGACCUGAUAAAUGGCCCGGAUCUCCCACACAAAUGCUAAGCUGGCAUUUGCAAUGGACUACCUCUUGGAUCUCUGGUCCAUAUCCUCUUUGUGCAUCUCAACCAAAUUUGCAAGCCAGAGGGUUUUGAGGGAGUUGUAAUUUGGGAAGGAGAUGGUCCUGAGCGGAGGGGGGGAAUCUUGUGUUGAAGUCUCUCUCUACUACGAAAGAAGGCCUUAAAAAAUAUUAAAAGUUAAAACGAAAGUGUUUAUACAGCA
This is a messenger RNA of Magnolia sinica, 5237 nucleotides long. RefSeq names its product RNA polymerase II C-terminal domain phosphatase-like 3. Gene Ontology annotation, cellular component: nucleus. The transcript is spliced from 12 exons. NCBI's taxonomy places the organism in Eukaryota, Viridiplantae, Streptophyta, Magnoliopsida, Magnoliales, Magnoliaceae. Gene Ontology annotation, molecular function: RNA polymerase II CTD heptapeptide repeat phosphatase activity. The record is from RefSeq and is a predicted model, not a curated record. Bases 493 to 4476 code for a protein of 1327 amino acids.